This is a messenger RNA of Ixodes scapularis (black-legged tick), 4538 nucleotides long. RefSeq lists its product as uncharacterized. The transcript is spliced from 8 exons. NCBI's taxonomy places the organism in Eukaryota, Metazoa, Arthropoda, Arachnida, Ixodida, Ixodidae. The coding region runs from base 272 to 1147 and encodes 291 amino acids. The record is from RefSeq and is a predicted model, not a curated record.
UGGCGCUUGGUAUGAACUAUGAUGGCGUCUCCGUCUCCGCAUGGCUUGGUUGGCGUUGGCAUGGUCUGCCGUCUGCCCUGCUCCCCACCGUGCUUCCUCAACGCUCUUCGGUUCGGUCGCCUCGCAAGCAACGAGGGGACGCAUAACCACUCGCGUUCUCGAAACGUUCACGUUGAGUUCGUGCUUCAUGUAGCCGAGCAGCUUCAGUUCUUCGUUUUCUCGCAGUAAUUGGCGUCAGGUCGUCAGGUCCUACUUCUUUGAACAGAAGGUGAUGCCCUACGGAAAUUACUGCUGCGUGCUCUGGUGCGCCAACAAUGGAAAGACGAAUAAAAAGCCAGGUGUUAAGUUUUUCCGGAUUCCACGUGAUUCAAGGUCGAAGACAUGGGUACGGUAUUCUGAACGCCCUGAGCUCGCAGGAAAGACCGCAACACAGCUCAAUGUGGGCUACCGCAUGUGUAGUGAACACUUCACUACAAAGGACUUUAUGGAUCCUGGACAGACGAGGCUCACCAAAACUGCUGUCCCUACUGUUCGACCGCAAACAAGUAGGCUCUCUGCAAUAACAGAAGCACCGGUAGCCACAAGAAGCCUUUGCGACAUGGAGGGCAGCAUCACAUCACCUUCUACUGCUGCUCAUGUACCGGUAGCCACAACAAGCCUUUGCGGUGUGGAGGGCAGCAUCACAUCGCCUUCCACUGCUGCUCAUGUACCGGUAGCCACAACAAGCCUUUGCGACGCGGAUCACAGCAUCACGUCGCCUUCCACUGCUGCUCAUGAACAAAUGCCAGUGUCCAGCUCUCCUGAUGAGCUCUUUGACCACAGCGCUCCAUCCACUCCAUCUUCGUCUGGUAGCCGUUCUGAGUUACCUGGCGCCUGCUCUGGCCGUUCAACACCUAGUUCCACCAAGUGCACAAGACGACUCAGGGACAUCAUAAAGCACCUUCGAGCCAAGGUUUCUAGCUACAGGAAGACUAUUGCAAGGCUGCGGAAGGAACAGAAGCAGAUGCCUCGAUCUGUUUUAGAAGCUCUCGAAAUGGUGCGUCCUUUUGUGAGUGAACAGGUGUUUGAACUGAUCUCGUCACAGGCAAAAUUAAGGUGCAAAGGACGGCAAAAGCGGUUCCCACUGUGGCUUAAGAAGUUUGCCUAGCACCUAAAUUUUCAUGGUCCCCAGGCGUACCGUUUCUUGUCGUCACAUUAAGCGCUUCCCACACAGCGUUCUUUGCGAAGGUGGCUGUCUACGUAAAAAUGACUCCAGGUAUCAUACCUGGUGUCGUGGCCUCCAUCAAAUCCCAAACGCAGUCUUGCAGCGCUCGGGAUCGUGUGUGUACUUUGAUGUUUGACGAGAUAGUGCUCAAAAAGGACUUAUGAUGUCACACACAAUAUUGUUCAUGGAUUUACCGACGACGGUGCAGAACAAACUUCCACCAUUACAGACAGAGCCCUGGUUGUUCUGCUCUCUGGAAUUUCUAAAAAGUGGGUGCAGCUUCUUGCAUAUACUAUUGGGCACGCAUCAACACCGUCCUCUGUCAUCCGCAAUCUCCUCAUUUCACUGAUCCAGGAACUUAAAGCUGUUGGAUUCACAGUAAAGGCUGUCGUGUGCGAUCAGGGAUCGUCCAUCGUAUGCUUGGCCAACCAGCUAGGUAUGUCUGUUCAAAAGCCAUUUUUUGAAGUUGAAAAUGAACGCGUUUAUUUCAUCUUCGACGUUCCACACCUCAUCAAGACAACUAGGAAUAACCUUCAAGCGCACAAGCUUUGCAUUGGAAGUGAGGUCGUUGACUGGACGUAUAUUGUUCAACUUUAUCGUUCAAACCACGAGAUGAGACUGCGUUUGGCUCCAAAACUGACUGAGCGACAUAUAUUCCAGAAACCUUUCAGCAAUAUGAAAAUUAAGCGUGCCACACAAGUCUUGAGCGAAUCAGUGUGUUUAGCAAUUCUAUCCCUUGUCUAUUCCAAGGAGCUUCCUGCGGCAGCCAUGGCUACAGCAUACUUUUGCGAUCGAAUGGACAAACUGUUUGAUUGCCUAAAUAGCUCAAAACUCAAAAAGACUGGGCAGAAGUUGCUCUAUGGCAUUCUGAAAGGUGAAUCGGAGCUGGUUGAUUUCCUUCACCAGCAGCUUUUGUGGAUGGCAACAUGGAAGUUUCAGGGUAGGAGCCAACCCCAAACUGUGACUGGGUGGCAAAUUACUAUAAAGGGUAUCCUAAUGUUCUGGGAGACCUUUCAACCAACCACGACUUUCAGUUUUUGCUUACACGACGACUGCAGCAAGAUGCACUCGAGAACAUGUUCGGAACAAUCGGACAAAAACAGGGAUGCAACACAGAUCCCAAUGUAUACCAGUUCACCUUAGGUCUGAAGCAUGUAGAGAUAAAAAAACUCUUUAAACUCUCAAACAGCGGAAACGUUGAGGAUGACGAGGCUCUUUCAACUCUCGAACAGUGGAAACGUUGAGGAUGACAAGGCUGGCCUCCUUCACAAAAUGUCAAUAUUUUCGCUCCAUGAAAGUUCAAUUGCCGACCGCGUAGAAUGUCCUCAAGUUGAGAACUUCCCUCCUCUAGAAGACAUUUCUGAGCUGGCAUCAGAUAUAAAGUCAAACAUUAUUGACGAUUCUGCCACUUAUUACGUUGGAGGCUAUCUCAUUAAACUUUUCCUUGAAAAGACGACACAGAGCUGUGUUUGUUACCGGCUACUCAAGGACGAGUCUGGUAACCUGGCCAGGUCCCACCAAUAUUUUCUGAUGCUUAAAGCAUAUCAUGUGCCUGGUAAACUCUGGAAACCUAGUUGUACCAUCAGAGGCUGCUUUUAAUUUCAUUCAGCAGCUAGAGCAUCACUUUCUUGCCAUAAUAAAGCGUAUGGCUCAUGUUCGGGGAGUGUGUGCUGCCUUGUUUCACACACUUUCAGGUGUGGGUGCUUUUCACCUUUGCUUCGAGGAAUGCCACCACAGGUUUCUGGAUAUGUUUUGUAGGAUACGCUUGUGUUGGCACGUCCAUUCUAUUAACCCCAACAUGGACAAAGUUUGGUUGCAUUGUUCAGUGGCGGGUAGGCAACUGGACAAGCUCAACGGCUAAUUCUAAAUAUUUUUUGGACAGAAGUGGUUUUCUGAUUAACUGCAAGUAGUGCUUAUUAUUUGGGUAGCAAAGCUUGCUCUUCAAAUGUUUGUCUCACUUCGUGCAUAUUGUGUUUCAGUGAAGGCACUCAAAAAUCCCUAGAAAUAUGCUUUUCGAAAUAAAAGAAACUAUUUGCGGGCACAAACUAGCAGCCUUGCUGGACGUCGGGAAUCGCAUAAAACAUACCAAUUAGUUAUAAUUAGCACAAAUUUACUAAUUCUUUCGAAAUACUGGUUUUAUUACCCAUGAUGCACUUGCAAAUUUCAAGACACCCACAGGUAAAGCAAGAUUAAUUUACAGAACUGAAAAAGAUCCAGCCGGCUUGGAGAUAUUCAUAGACAAAUUUUGGCCUAUCUCCAUAAGGAUAUCGAAAUUCUACGCAAACAGGGCCCACGUUUAGAAUUUGUGUCAAGAACGGCCAUAAUUUAUCAAUCUUUUUAAAUUCUGUAAAUUGAUUUCUUUCUUUCCGGUGGGUGUCUUCAAAAUUGGUAGUGCAACAUGGGUCAGAAAACCAGUAUUUAAAAAGUUAACUAGAUGGGUAAUUAGUGUUUUUUUCUGCAAUCCCAGACGUCCACCGAGGCUGGGAGUUUGUUCCUGCAAAAAGUUUUUUAUUUAUCUCGAACAGGAAAUCUUUAGAAAUUUUCGUCAGUCUUUGCUGAAACACCCGGUAUAAGAUCAAGAUCUUUACGUGUCAAGCAGCCUUUUACAUUUGCAUGUGUGAACUUUGUGUCGAAUAUUUAUUGAUAUCUUUAUUCACAUAUCUGGGGCAUUUUGCACAGCUCCAGUCAGAGAUUAAGGUGUGUGCCUUAUAUGAAAAAGCAUGGCACGUGCAGCAUAUGCCUUUCUGUGAUUUUGUGUUUGUUUUGAUUUUCAUGAUCAAGGAUAUUGUGUUAAGCUUGUCCUGGCUUUCGGUUUUUGUUGUGCCUGCUUGUAGAUGUUGCACUUGUAAAGCAACAUUUUUUUCUAGGUCCUGAGAUCCAUUUUGCAGCGUGUCAGUCUUCAUUCUUCUCACAUUCCGAAAGAUGUGCUCAUUGUUCGGCCAUGUCUCGCCCGAUGCAAGUUUUAGGCUAUGUGAAUUGGUGUUUUGAAUCGCAUACAAAUUUGUUUCUUGCUGUAUGUAGUGUGUGUGGUGUUCUGUUCUGAUUGGUAAUGAUAAACGCACUCUAUUUAUCGAUACACUUGCUUUUCAUAUGUAAGCCGUCGUGAUGGGAAAAGUAAUUGCUCACUCUGUUCACUUCCAAAACUGUUUGGUACGGUUUGGUUAAAAAUCAUUAUGUAAAUUUUUCUAUUUGCAAGAAUACCUUAUAUUUCUUUUAUAUUUGAUUGUAAUAAUAAGAGUAGUAGUUUCUUGCAGAACAUAACGUGCUUCCUAUCUUAUUUGCUUGUUCAGAUGUGUUCAUGAAUGUGGUCGAAAUAAAGAGAUUUUGAACCAAA